Messenger RNA from Carassius gibelio (silver crucian carp), 4287 nucleotides. Its product is annotated as proline-rich transmembrane protein 4. The record is from RefSeq and is a predicted model, not a curated record. Bases 222 to 3275 code for a protein of 1017 amino acids. NCBI's taxonomy places the organism in Eukaryota, Metazoa, Chordata, Actinopteri, Cypriniformes, Cyprinidae. The transcript is spliced from 4 exons.
GAGAGAGAGAGAGAGAGAGGGAGGGAGGGAGAGUGUGCAACCCAAAACGAUUUCUCUCCCACACGCACAGAGAGAGACAGAUCUCGCUCUCCUGCAGAGGAGUGCUGGUGGCUCUUCUCGAUCCUCUGUUUGCCCUCUUCCACUGGGAGAAAGAAGCCUGGUGCACCUGGUGGUCGUUCCUCAGAAAUUCAGACACCAUGUGAGCAGUGGUCCGGGACAACAUGCUUCUUCUGCGUGGGACUCUUGUGGUCUUCUCUCUCUUCAGCUCGGUCUAUGGGUUUUUCAGUGGGCAUGGGCCAAAACCAACAACCCAAACCAAGGCAGCCUCCAAAACAUGGGGCAUGUCCUACAUUGAAAAAUGGAAACCUAAAGUUCCAUCGUUGGGUUUUGUGUCAUUGGGUUUCUUCGGUGAAACUAAAGGCCCCGCUACGACAAAGGUGAGCACGACUUUCCCAGAAGCAACCACACAAAACUAUAAUCUGUCUUCAGAGAACUUGAGCCUAAAAUACCAGAUGACUUCAACCAUGUUUAAGGAACUUAAAAGCAGCACUGUCCAGAUAGGCACCCUUCUGCCUUUAAAAUCAGCUAAACUGCCAAUAAUUGACUUAUCCCAAUUAAAUAGGCCAGAACCUACUAAACUCGAUCAGAGCUACGACCUCGACCUCUGGCCCCCCAAUAAUGGCCCAAGCACAGCGAAAACCCCACAAAUUACGACGGCCCAGAGUACCAGCACCACACACACUUCAUCACUGAGACUGAAUACGGAAACCAAGAGCCCUUACAGUGACCAAACUGUACCCACAGACACCCCGUCAACAACGUCAGAACUAACAACACAAACAAACACAGUAUCCACUACUCAGAAUACCAGCACCACGCACACCACACAUUUUAUCACCCCAGCAGGCCCUAUGCCAAAAGUAUCUACCGAACCUUUGACCACUGUCAGCACUGGCCAAACCACAUUGGGGAUAACAAACGCAGCCUCGAAACCAGAUCGGACACCUUUUAUGAGCACGGACAAGGCUCUGGAUGGAUUUACGCGGUUAGAGCAGACCGCAGGCCCAUCAGAAUUGGGAGGAGUGCGACGUUUUGGCCCAGAUCCUACUCCCACCCUGCCAGCGGGAGGCUCUGCAUGGAAGAAAGGUGUAAAGGAAAUGGGGAAGAGUGCUGAUCUGACAACACGAGAGAGAUACGCUGAGCUGACAACAUCAGCUAGCGCGACGACUCUCAGGAACAAAGAAAUGCCCACUUCUACAUCUGAGGACUGGCUGACAGACCUUACCCAAGAAUCUGCACUCCCUGACUGCAAUGCGGAACGUUCUGGAAUCUGUGGUUCUUCUGAAACUUGGCCCACCACCACUGUCCUGGGGAAAAGCAGCAAAAAUUACAGUACAACCACCCCCUCCACCAACCUCUCUCAAAGUCCCAACCCAUUUCCAGUCCCACCUAUGUUUGUGGCACUGAAUUCUGAUUGGAACAAUGCCCUGGCAACAUGGGGUUCAGCGUGGGAAGCACACAUCUAUGGCCUGGGCACUGUGUUCUGUCUAGUCGCUUUGGCCUCCACCCUAAACCUUCUGUGCCUGCCCCUACAGUAUCCAUCAGGCUGUGGCUACUUUGCUCUGGUUAGUCUCUGCCUGGUGGCAACUGGCUGCACUAGGGCCUUUGCCCUAAUCUAUGAUGCAUAUGGAUACCAGGACAGCAUGGCAUCAACAGAGGCUUCACUGUUACUUUACGAGGCACCAUUUCCCUGCAUGACUGCCGCCUUUGGUCUAGUUUUCCUGCUCCUGUCAAUGCGCUCUCGAAUGCAGCUGUCCUAUUCCGCCUUUCAGAGACCUUGUUUCCUGGCCUGUUUGGUGCUUCUGCACUUUACUGCUGCCUUUGGCCCUGUUGCAUUACUCCAUGUUGACCAGCAGGUCUACCUGUUUCUGUCCUUAAUCUCUAGAGGUGCCUUUGUGGCUCUGGCAACUUUCCUAUCAGCUGCAUAUUUUGUGUUCUACUGCUAUGUCCGUGCUGACUCCAAGCAUAUUUAUCAUCUGAACAACACAUCACCAACACCAGCCGAACGUUACAACCGUUGCCCCUUUGCCGAAAGCAGAGAUUGGGACCGGGCGGCAGCCGCAGUGCUUCUCUGUGCUGUCUUUUCUCUGGCCUGUGCAGGGUUGCAACUCUAUGCCAUGCUGCAUGCUCUCGGAAUUGCUGGAAGCGCUGAGUCCUUUCGGCCUUGGCCGUGGUGGACUUUCCAGUUCAGCUGCCGAGUUUGUGAGGCAGUGAUUUGCCUCACACUGGUUCUGGUAGUUGCUCAACCAGUUUACUGCUCUGAUCACCUUCCCCAGGCAGGCAGUUGCUGGACAGAACUCCUUGCAGUAAAGUCACCUAUCAUUCCAGGGAGCUACCAGUGGACUCUGUCUCAUCAGGAGAAGCUGGCCAUCUGUGAUCCAAUUGGGCAUGGAGAGACAGAGUGCCUACCUUUGUACACACUGGUGGAUGACCGUCUCGGCAGCUUGAAUGGCCUUGACCUUUUAUACCACAGCAACCGGGCAUUGGCCUAUCGUGACCUUGACCUGGACUUGCCCAACACUCAAGCAAACACUGGUGCCCCUUCUGUGGGUUCAUCCUGUACCAGCGACUCCACAGCGGACCUGCGCCCCCCUUCGCCAAUAAAUCUGCGUCGAAGCAUUGAUGAAGCACUGUUUAGUGAAUCUCUAUUUCCCAUGAGUCUCUUCAGCCCCUUACGGCCCUUCACCUCUAGUGACCGCUCGCUGAAUGGUAGAGAGACCAACUCGAGCGGUGCCCAAACCGUGGGAGACACUCUUACUCUCAAUCCAGGCCUAUACCGAACAUCUUCAUGUGUGGAAGUGCUACCCCAAGUUCUCCUUGCUUCUCAAGCCCAACCAGAUGGUCCGUCAUUAGAUUUUCCUCCAUCCCCAUCACCCUCAUUGUCAUCUCCUACUCGCUGCUCAUCUCCUGAGCGCUGGAGAGGCAGCUCCAGCGCCUGUUCCCUCUACAGACAGUCUCUGGGUGGCUCUUUAUUGGUUUUGUGCUCUAGUCCGGAAGGACACCAUCCACCACCCUCUACCCUCAGUGGGGGUUCCAGCCACACUGCCAGCUCUGGUCACCAAAGGGGAAGCGCACAGAGACCCUACAAAACAUUUAAGUCAGAGGAGAGUAUGGAACAGCAGUCAAAGUUUGACCAUUCUGUCCAAGAAGAAUUUAUCAGUGUGUGCAGACAGAUCGAUGCUCUGAGCAUCUGCAGUGAGACUAUUGACCUCUAGGGGAGAUCUCUACUUUCAACAAAACAAAACUAAAUGAUGUAAUAAGAAGAAACCAAAAGAGUUUCAGAGAUAUGAUUAACAGAUAAUGGACAAAUCAGGUGAUUUGGGGAGUCUGUCUGCCAGCAUGUCUAAACAUUUGCUCUGUGUAGACACAGGUAAAUGUUUCGUGGACUAGAACUGUGCCAAAUGAUUCAUUUUGUAAGGGUUGGUUUGUUUUUUGUCAGGUAAGUUCUCCAAAGAGAUGGAUUCUGAAGUCAAUAUCCGUGUAAAGGUUUAAGAUGUGCUACCAACUGCCAGAAGCUUAGGCAGAUUUCAUAGAAAGGUUCUUUGAUGACUGAUGAAAUUUGUAAUUGUAAAACAUUUGUUUGAAAAUUUCUAUGAUGCUUAACAGUUGACUUUUGUAUUCAUUUUUACAAAAUCCCUUUUUGGUCUAUAUGAUUAAUACUGUGAGAGUGCCAACUACUGAUAACCAUACUAGGCAAUAUAGCAUCAGGAAAAAGUUUCUAAUUAAAUACAGUAUAACCUGCCAAUCCAAUUUUGUAAACCUUAAGAAAUGUUCAUUGUGCUUCUGGAAUUCUGUUGCACACUUUACUUCAAGUCCCCGUAGUUUUUGCAACAGUGCAUUAUGUUGAAGGGCCUAACUGUUUUAUCAACUGAGAGGGAGAUGAGAAUAUAAGAGAAGGAUGCAAGUAUUCUUGCAGCACACUCUUUUGAUAGCUACAGUUCAGUUGUUCUGAAGUACUUAACGAACUGAACUAUAGCCUACCAUUUUUUCUUUUAAUAGUGUAUAUUUGAUAUAAACUAAACUUAAACAUAUAUUUAUCUGCCAGGUCUUAUGUCAUGUUUUCAAAAACUCUAUACACUGUUACUCAAUACAUAUUCAAAAGAAGAAAAAAAUACUUCGUAUAUUUUAUAGCGUGCAUGUUCUGAAAACGUGUGAGAAACUGCUGAUACAUCUAAUGUUUGUCAUUAGAGGCUGUUGGAGAUUUCCAAUAAAUAUACUGAAAACUGA